Messenger RNA from Onychostoma macrolepis, 1513 nucleotides. RefSeq names its product ras homolog family member F (gene rhof). The transcript is spliced from 5 exons. Gene Ontology annotation, molecular function: GTP binding; GTPase activity. NCBI's taxonomy places the organism in Eukaryota, Metazoa, Chordata, Actinopteri, Cypriniformes, Cyprinidae. The record is from RefSeq and is a predicted model, not a curated record. The coding region runs from base 12 to 641 and encodes 209 amino acids. Gene Ontology annotation, biological process: cell migration; small GTPase-mediated signal transduction.
CGCGAAAGGACAUGACACAGAACGGCACUGCAGCCGGCAAUGGCACUCAAACUGAUUCUCUCAAAAUUGUGAUCGUCGGAGACGGGGGUUGUGGGAAAACAUCUCUGCUUAUGGUGUACGCCAAAGGAGAUUUCCCAGAGAAAUAUGCUCCAUCUGUGUUCGACAAAUAUGUCACGACUGUAUCCUAUGGAGGGAAAGACAUUCAGCUGAAUCUGUACGAUACGGCAGGCCAGGAGGACUAUGAUCGCUUGAGGCCUCUGUCGUAUCAAGGAGUAAACCUUGUUAUCAUCUGCUACGACGUGACCAAUCCAACAUCAUUCGACAAUGUCACGAUAAAGUGGUACCCAGAGGUCCAUCAUUUCUGCCAUGACGUCCCCAUUAUCCUAAUAGGGUGCAAGACGGACCUGCGGAAGGACAAAGAGAAGAUGAGGAAGCUCAAAGCUUUAGAUCUGGCGCCCAUCACCUACCUCCAGGGUGAACAGAUCCAGAAGCAAAUGAACGCUGAGAUAUACCUGGAGUGUUCGGCUAAAUAUAGAGAAAACGUAGAGGACAUUUUCAGGGAGGCAACCAAGCGAGCGCUUGCGGCCAGGGCUAAAGCAAGACAUCUCCGCAAGAAGAAGAAACGCUGCACUAUUCUGUGACCACUGCCAGAAGAACACACUUGUUCAAGUUUUGUAUAUAUGAACUAGGAUAUUCUGUAAACAUUCUGGAAACAUCUGCAAAGCUUCUCACAAUUGUUUAAGCUUUCUCGAAGGAAUAUUGUUCAGGAUGCGUGGUGUGCGUUUUCUCACAAUCUGCCCACCAAGCAAGGCUUAACUGUUUGACAGAGGUCACCAGUGUGUGUGUAUGAUAAGUCUGUAAUGGUCCACACGCCACAUCCUUCUGCUGGUGUUACUGAUAUGACUUGAUGGAAUUUGGUCUGCCAUUGUGGAUCUCAUAGGAGAUGGAAAAACUGCUGCUGAUGUCUCAGGGAUGACUAUACAUAUAUCACAUUAGCCCCUUUCACACAGUAAUACCAGUAAAUUGCCGUUAAAUUACCAGAACGAAUUUACCAGUAUUUUUGAAAAGGUUCUGUUCACACAUGAUCUCUUUACGGCAAUUUACUGGUAAUUUUCCGGAAAAGUCUGUAUGUGUGAAAGGGCUUAUUGUCACAUUUUACAUUCAGUUACAAUCGGUGUUGUUGCACAACUAACUGAAGUACCUGCCACUAUGUUGCACUGGGUGUAACAUGUUUCUGUUGUGCAAUGCAUGUUAUCGACUUACACAAUAGUUGCAGUUUUUAAACUUUGAAUUACAGUAUUUUGUGAGUCUAUAAAGCUUUCUGAACAAAAAAUGGUGGCCUAUGGUGUACAAACAAUCCUGGAGAUUUGUAGAAAUAUUUACAACAUUUUAACUGGAACUUCUCUUUUGUUUCUUUCAGUACGGGGAUGAUUUACUGUAUUUUCAGCUCUCACACAGAUGCCAGAAACUGAAAAGUAUUAUUAUUAGCACAAAUAAACCUGUGAUAUUUUAA